AUGGAAUGUAAACACUUACAAAGAACUAUUGAGAACAAGAGGGAUUUUAAUGAUACUGAUAUUGUAAAUUGUGUUUUCCUUUCCGAGCGGAAGGCUCCCGUGACCACAAAUAAGUUUGUGAAAUUCUGCAAAAAUAAACUAUUUAUCACUGGCAGUGUACGAUCUUUGCAGCGGUAUUUCGGCAAUAAGAGCAGUAGUAAUGAAUACAUGUGCAAUCUCGAUAAGCCUCUCGAGGCUUCCACAUCUGGUGAAAGAUUUAUGUUUACAACAAAGAAUGAAUCAAAGAAAGAUUUUGAAUUAGGUAAACAAAUCAUUAAAUGUCAACAUGCAGAUGACCACUCGGUUCUAAGAGGACAUCAUCAACAUAUAUCUGUUGAAAGUUGUGCUAUUUAUUGUCAAUUAUCAAAGCACGGAUGGUAUUGGGGUGGAAUCACAUCUAGUGAAGCAGAGGAAUUAUUGGCGGGACAGCAUGAUAAUGUGUUUCUUGUGAGAGAUUCAUAUGAUUCACGGCACAUACUUUGUGUGUCAUUUAGAUGUGUAGGUAGAACACUCCAUGCACGUCUACGGCAUGCGGAUGGACUCUUUUCUUUAAACAAUGAAACCUUUGUACCAGCUAAUAGGAUAUCUGAACAUUGUGCUACAGUAGAUGUUAAAUCGAAUUUAUUUGAAAUGCCAGUGAAGUUAGCUAGACCACUUAACAGGUUUGCCAAGUUAGACUCACUACAGAAAAUUUGCAGAUUUGUUAUUAGACAAACUGUUUCUGAAAAGUCCUGGAAAAAGUUACCCUUACCUCCAAAUCUUAUUUCAUAUGUAUCCUUAGGUAGAGAUUAUAUUGCACCAACAUAA
Leptosia nina is the source of this 846-nucleotide messenger RNA. The record is from the annotation of a GenBank genome assembly. NCBI's taxonomy places the organism in Eukaryota, Metazoa, Arthropoda, Insecta, Lepidoptera, Pieridae.